CCUGUAGCCUCAUAUGCGUACGACGCAGAUGCCUUCGACCAGGACAGCACGCCACCUACUCCCAGGAGCAGCAGAGGCAGCACUGUAAGAAGACAUGGUCGACGUCUCGCCUCUGACUGGGAUCUAAAGAGCCGGCUGCCCUCACGCCUGAUUCUCGAUGACCACGCUUCCCUUCUCGACAACCCUGAUGGCCGCCCAUCUUAUCGUGCCAUUGCUUCAGCACCACAGUCUCCAAAGAAGACAUUUCGAAGAAGGAACAGCGCUCCAAGCGUUGAUAGGCGUCCAGGAACCUUCAGCAGAACGCUCAGCUCGAGGUCACUCUGCUCCUUACGCAAUGCCGCAGCACUAACACCUAAGUCAGACGACGAGAACGAGGAUCAACAAAAGCUAUCCGAAUCGAUUUAUUACGACGACCGCGUCUGGUACGAUCAAUACACGAGUACCGAUUGGGUCCAAGACAGCAUAAGCGAUGCCUUCCGCUUGAAAGAGUUGCGUAGCCGGAAAGGCUUCAGGGGGAGAACGGAAGCUCUAUUUGAUUCUGCUCAAGGUUGGAUACUGGUCGCUGUCAUCGGGUGCGUCACUGCAGGCAUCGCAUAUAUUGUGGACGUGUCCGAAUCUUUCAUAUUCGACUUGAAGACAGGCUAUUGCUCCACUACAUGGUACCAUGGAAAAAGGAGUUGCUGUGGAGGCGCCAGUACCUGCGACCAAUGGUCUCGAUGGUCGCUGCAUCUGACUCCUGGCCCUGACGAGAACGGCUGGUUCGACUAUGCUGCUUUUGUCUUCUGGGUGAUAGCUCUGUCUCUGGCAGCGUGUCUGGUCACUCUACAAACAAAGACAGUCGUCAGCUCGGCCGUCAGUCUAUCCACGCUCGACGAGAACCUUGCUGCGCCUGCACACGCCCCGACCACCGCUGAAGCUAGAAAGGACAGCUCAGGAAGUCCCACGCGACGCUUCGCCCAAGCUGCUCAACGUCCUCCUAUGAUAUACUACCCAGCUGCUGGAAGUGGUGUCGCAGAGGUCAAGGUCAUACUGAGCGGUUUCAUCAUUCGAGGAUACCUCGGUCUGCGAACUCUUGUAUUCAAGACUUUGGGUCUGAUCCUCAGUGAGGGGCCGUUUGUCCACAUUGCAACCUGCGUCGGUAACGUCGCCUGCCGUAUGUUUGAAAAGUAUCAUGUCAAUGACGCCAAAAGACGAGAGAUUCUCAGUGCGAGCGCUGCAAGUGGUGUGGCAGUGGCAUUUGGCUCUCCAAUAGGAGGUGUUCUUUUCAGCUUGGAGGAAGUUAGCUACUACUUCCCGCCAAAGACUCUGUUUCGAACCUUCUUCUGCUGCAUUGUAACACUGUCGCUGAAAUUCCUCAAUCCCUAUGGGACCAACAAGAUUGUGUUAUUCGAAGUCCGCUACUUGACGGAUUGGCAGUUCUUUGAGAUGAUCAUCUUCAUACUCUUGGGUGUCAUGGGUGGCAUCCUGGGAGCACUCUUCAUCAAAGCCUCACGUCUUUGGGCAACAACUUUCCGACGUAUCCCAAGCAUCAAAAAGUAUCCGGUUCUCGAGGUCUUCUUGGUGGCUUUGAUUACUGGACUCGUCAGCUUCUGGAACAGAUAUACAAGAAUUCCUGUCUCAGAGCUGCUGUUCGAAUUGGCCAGCCCUUGCAACUCUUUCAGUUCAUCUGGUUAUGGACUUUGCCCUACUGAAGAGAAUAUCCCCAAUGUCAUUGGAUAUCUAUGCAUCGCAUUUGUGGUCAAGUCUGCGCUCACGGUGGUGACGUUCGGUAUCAAAUUGCCUGCAGGCAUCUACGUGCCCUCGAUGGUGGUCGGUGGUCUCCUUGGACGCAUUGUCGGCCAUACGGUGCAGUUCAUCACAUUGAAGUACCCACAGCUGGAGAUAUUCGGAAACUGCCCUGCCAAUGGGAAUCCAGAGUCUUGUGUCGUGCCAGGUGUGUACGCGCUUGUGGCAGCCGGAGCCACUAUGACGGGUGUAACGAGACUGUCGGUCACUCUUGCUGUCAUCUUGUUCGAACUCACUGGCUCUUUGGAGCAUGUUCUGCCUNNUUUCUCGAUUGGCGUCUUGGUGUCGAAAUGGACAGCCGACGCCCUCGAGCCACUCAGCAUCUACUCACACCCACCCUUCCUCGGCGACCUCGGCGACAUCACCCACGCCCCAAACCCCAAACGCCUCAUCGACAUUUCCUCGUCGCCGUUCGUGCCCGCACACCAACUACGCAGUAAACUCGAGUACAUGCACAUGGCCGGUGAGCUUGACGGUGGCCUNCCCCUCCUCCGCCACGGCGUCCUCGUCGGCAUAAUCCCCGGCCCAGACCUCGAAUUCGCUCUCGAUCACCUCGACAAUGACGGGCCUGAUGAUCAAGACUUGCUGUGCUAUCUGGGACGCCCUGCUUGCCGCUCUGCCUCUACGUCUGAGGAAUCGCUGCAUAUUCUCGAGUCUUCUGCUGCAGAUAUCGGUAGAGGGUUCCAUGACAACGAGGUUGAUCUUUCUUCUUGCGUGGAUCCUUCGCCCAUGGCAUUGGAUAUAAAGUCUCCUUUGGAACUGGUCUUUGAGUUGUAUUCGAAGCUGGGAUUGAGGUAUUUGUGUGUCUUGGACGGGGGCAAGUUUGCGGGCUUGGUGCAUAAAAAGGCGUUUGUGCGCUAUGUCAAGGAAUUGGAGCAUCAAGAGAGGAAAGGGGGCAUUGAUUUUUUGGUUUCUGUUUGCUGCAGGAUGAGAGAGAAAGGUAUGUUGCGGGAGGAAGUGGAGGGGUUUGAUGUGGAGUUGUAUUGCAUUGCAGAGAAACAUGAUUAUGAAGGCAUUCAGGCAUGUAUA
Molecule: messenger RNA, 2814 nt
Organism: Aureobasidium vineae
Lineage: Eukaryota; Fungi; Ascomycota; Dothideomycetes; Dothideales; Saccotheciaceae
Source: the annotation of a GenBank genome assembly